Messenger RNA from Setaria italica (foxtail millet), 3579 nucleotides. RefSeq names its product gibberellin 2-beta-dioxygenase 8. NCBI's taxonomy places the organism in Eukaryota, Viridiplantae, Streptophyta, Magnoliopsida, Poales, Poaceae. Gene Ontology annotation, molecular function: dioxygenase activity. The record is from RefSeq and is a predicted model, not a curated record. The coding region runs from base 2213 to 3301 and encodes 362 amino acids. The transcript has 2 exons.
UCCACCAACCAGUUCCUCCUCAUCUCCGUUAGUGUUAUCCCUUCGCGCUGGACCCUCAAUAAUUGCCUCCUCCAGCCACAACCUUAUAUGUUUGUAUAUAUACAUACACUGAGAAACAAGAGCUAGCGAGAGACCAGCAGCCACCAGAUCAGCUAAGCAGCACACCAAAUAGCUCUAGCUUGUGACUCUAUCGAUCAGAAUACCCCUCAAGAUCGCAAUUCAAUCCGCAACCAGGUAGCAGCCCAGAGAGAGGACAAACAAAUGCAGCCACAACGUACAACUGAAACGUCAGUAUGCAUGCACAUGCUGCACACAAAAAGCUGAGGCAGCAUAAUCUAUACAUUUGCCACGUGCAGAUUUACAUAUGGUUAUCUUAUGCCAAGUCCGAUCCAUCUUUAUUGGUGUAGUUUAUUUUUACUGCAUAUAGUUAAUUUUCUACCAUGUCAAAAGGGAGUUAGGAUCCAAGAAUCACAUGUAUCCUAGUGGUCUAGUUAUGAUUAUACUGAGCCCCAUGCAUCCUAUACAAAUAUUCGUUCCAGUUCAAAAACGCGCGUCAUUUUGCACACUUUAAGAACAUUUAUGUUUUUUGAAAGACACUUUCAGAACAUUUAAUAUCAAUAUCUUCUUGAUGCUAUAAUUCCAUUGGGUUUGUAUAACACAGUCUUUGUAAGAAACUGUUACGUGCAAUCUGUUCUUUUUUGUGAACUUUUUUCUGGAACACUAACAAAUAGUAAUAAUACCAUUUCAUAUUUUUGACAAAAAGGUGAGAUGUAUCAAGAUUUACGGCUACUACCAUCUUCCAUAUAUGAAUUCAUGUUUGCAGCCAUGGUUAUGUUUGAGUCUCGUUCUGGGAAUUUUCUAGCUUUUGUGGAUUGCAACUGUUUGCGUUGUUAUAGAACUACUGUGAAAGGUCCUAGGAAAACUGGAGAUCCAACUAAUUGGUUUCUUGAGCUGUAAUGUCUAUUGGUAAACUAAUGAAGUUGUUGAUUAAAUAUUUUUGGCUAUUUGGUUAGCGUAUAGUAGUUGUCCAUCUCUGUUGUUUCCAAGACUUGGUUUUAUAUCUUUUUUUCUUGACAAAGUAAUUAGCGAAAGUUUGUACUCUCUCAAAAGAAGUAUUGAAAUUACAGCUUCGAAGAUGUUAACAAGUGUUAUUAAAACUACUUUCAUAUACCCUAGUAUGACAUAAAAAUGAUUAUUUUCUUAAUCGACCCCCCUAUAAGCUGAGGACUGAGGAGGAAAUUAAAUUAACAAAUGUUUUUUGAAACCAUAUACAAUAUAUGCUUGGUCUUGAUAUCACUAAGAGUAUAUUAGGACAUAAUUCUUUUUUCUACCACUAGAGUUGGCAAACAUUUUGAAUGACAUAGCCUAAUAAACAAACAGUACAAUAUAUAGCUGCGUCAUCUUAGUUGUGCAAGAAAUAAAACUAUAUUAGACAUUCGAGUGAAACGGAUAUGGUUUUCUUUCUUUUUUUUGAACGCAGGAGCUCUGCCUUUCAAUUAAUAAGAAAAGAGUUUAAAGAACAGAAGCAAACGGCACUCGUCCGCUGCAGCUGCACAGGAGUGCCCCGACACACGCCUGGAGCGUUAUACAAAAAUAUGGUUUUCUUUCUGAAUUACCUGUUUAACCACUUUGACUAUAUUGUGGUUUAGCCAUGUAGUAGUACAUGGCUAUGCACGAUGAAUACAAUUUGCUUGUUGAUUAACUUUGACAACGUCUUGUCUCAUCCCUGGGGUCAGCGCUAGCCGAGAUGUGAACAAAUAUAGUCAGCAACGACGAAGACAAAAUGAAUGAGCGUAGGUUCUGAGAAUGUUCUCGCGUUUCGUUGCUGUCUGUUUCUUUCUUGUUGCUAUGCGCAUUGGACGUGUUUAUUUAUGAAUUGUAUUGUAAUUCCAACCAUGCAUGGCAGUGACCUAGUAUACGCUGACAAAAUUGCUAGCUUGCAAGGUAAGGCAUCGUCUCUCCAUCUCAGUUCGCCGCAUUUUGAUCGGAUUUUUUAGUGAUAUAUGCAUGCAUGGUUUAGAAUUUGGAAUUGUAAUCUGAAUCGUUUCUUUGACAUGUACGUGCAUCGUCUUUGACAAGACCGUCCCCUUCCUUCCAGACAACAGAUGAACAUACACUACUUACAGAGUAAUUUGAUUGAUUAUAUUGUAAGUUGAGGCACGAUCAAACUACUAACUAACAUCCUACAUAUAUAUGCAUGCACUGAUUGCAUAUGCAGGAGGCCUCUGCUAUCUUGUCGACAGCAAUGGACGAUGAGUCCAACCCGCCAUUGAUGACCACGUACAAGCAUCUCUUGGACACCCACCCGCACCGCCGGCUGGAUGCCGUCGACGAUCACAACAGCGGGUGCGUCCUCCCGGUGAUCGACCUGGGCAGCCUGCAGCACGCACCAGAGCAGUGCCGGGCGGCCAUCGUGCGCGCGGCGUCGGAGUGGGGCUUCUUCCAGGUGACCAACCACGGCGUGCCGCAGCCGCUGCUGGACGAGCUGCACGACGCGCAGGUCGCCGUGUUCCGGCGGCCAUUCGAGCGCAAGCUGCGCGAGCCGCUGCUCGACUUCUCGCCGGAGAGCUACCGCUGGGGCACGCCGACGGCCACGUGCCUGGAGCAGCUGUCGUGGUCGGAGGCCUACCACAUCCCCAUGAUCACGCCGGCCGCCGCCGCCGCCGCCGGUGAUGACGACAGGACCAGGCUAGUGAUCGAGGAGGUGUCCACGGCGAUGUCCAAGCUGGCGCUGCAGCUGGCGGGGAUCCUCGUCGCAGACCUGCGCGGCGACGAGGAGAAGGACAUGGUGGCGCGGUGCACGCGCAACACGUGCUUCCUGCGGCUGAACCGGUACCCGGCGUGCGGCGCGGCGACCGGCGCCUUCGGGCUGUGCCCGCACACCGACAGCGACUUCCUCACCAUCCUGCACCAGGACGCCGUCGGCGGCCUGCAGCUCCUCAAGGCCGGCCGCUGGGUCGCCGUCAAGCCCAACCCCGGCGCGCUCAUCGUCAACGUCGGCGACCUCCUGCAGGCAUGGAGCAACGACCGCUAUCGGAGCGUCGAGCACCGGGUCAUGGCCAGCGCCGCGAGCGAGAGGUUCUCCGUCGCCUUCUUCCUCUGCCCCGCCUACGACACGCUCAUCCGCCCGCGCAGCACCACCUCUUGCUCCGGCGGCGGCGCUUCUCCUCCUCGAUACAGGAGCUUCACCUUCGGCGAGUACCGGAACCAGAUCAAGGAAGACGUCAGGCUCACGGGCCGAAAGAUCGGCCUGCAACGCUUCCGACUGCAGCAGCAGCUCCAAGGUGGCGGCCCAUUGUAACAUUCGAUCUGCAAAAGGCCAAUACUACAAUCUUGGCCCAUAACCAAAGAAAUAUUUUUUAUAGAUAAGGAGAGAGGAAGGGAAGAGAGAGAGAGAGUUGACAUAACCAUAAGUAGUAUUGGCCCAGCAGCCUAACUGAGCCUCUAAAAAUAUAUUGGUAGAUGCUAUAUUUGUUUGGGGAAAUUAUUCUCACCAACAGUAUACUAUGUGUAUACACACUCUUGUACAUAAGAAUGUAUAUAUGGUUGAAAUAGCUAAUGUGGCUAAUAGUAACAGUA